AUCCCAAAAACCCUGCCCCCAGCCACUCCCCACCAAAGCUGCCAAAAAUCCCACCUUUUUACUUCCAAACUCUUGUCCUCUGCGCCUCACUCCGAGUCUUCUUCAUCUUCCUCCAAUGGCAUAUUCUCCUCUUCUUUUCUUCUUCCUCUCUCUCUUCUUCUCCUUCUUCUCGGCCUUCUCCUCGGAGUCCUCCGACGUCCUCCUCCUCCUGGAGAAGAUAAAGCCGGCGCUCCAGGGCCGCUCGUCGGCGGAGAACCUUCAGCUCUCGUCCUGGAACACCUCCACCCCGCUCUGCCUCUGGCGCGGCCUCCAGUGGACCUCCUCCGCUGGCGCUUCUCUCAACUGCAACGACUCCGCCGUCCGCUCCAACCGCUCCCUCGCCAACGAUUCCUCCCUCCAGCUCCUCUCCAUCCGCCUCCCCGCCGCCGCCCUCGCCGGAUCCAUCCCUCCGGAGAUUGGGGACCUCUCCUCUCUCCAGUCCCUCUACCUCGGCGUCAACUCCCUCUCUGGCACCCUCCCUCUCGAGCUCGGUAACUGCCCCUCCCUCGCCGAAGUCGACCUCUCCGACAACUCAGUCUCCGGCUCCCUCCCUCCCUCCAUCUGGAACCUCUGUGACCGCCUCGUCUCCCUCCGUCUCCACGGCAACAACCUCUCCGGCGCCGUCCCCGACCCCGCCGUCCCCAAUUCCACCUGCGACCGCGUCCAAGUUCUCGACUUUGGCGCCAACCGCUUCGUAGGAGAGUUCCCCGAGUUCAUCACCGGCUUCCGUGGCUUGCAAGAACUCGACCUCGGGAGCAAUAGAUUCUCCGGGCCGAUACCGGCGUCGCUCGCCGGGCUGAGAAACCUGGAGAGAUUGAACCUUUCCUACAAUAACUUCACCGGGGCGUUGCCGGAGGCCUUCGGGCAAUCCAAGUUCGGCGCGGCGGCGUUCCAGGGGAACCCCGGGCUGUGCGGGGCGCCCCUGCGGAAAUGUGGCUCGCGCUCCGUCCUGAGCUCCGGGGCGAUUGCUGGGUUGGUGAUCGGACUGAUGACGGGGGCUGUGGUCCUCGCAUCGGUGUCUAUUGGAUGGGCGCAGGGGAGGAAGAAGAAGAACAGGGGAAGGAGGGCAGAAGAGGAGGAGAUGGAAAUGGAGGAUGGCAACAAUGGUGGUGAGGGGAAACUAAUAGUGUUUCAGGGCGGUGAGCACUUGACGCUGGAGGACGUGCUGAACGCCACUGGCCAAGUGAUGGAGAAGACCAGCUAUGGGACUGUGUACAAGGCUAAGCUUGCCGAUGGGGGCACGAUUGCUCUUCGGCUAUUGAGGGAAGGCAGCUGCAAGGAUGCGGCUUCGUGCUUGCCCGUCGUCCGGCUGCUCGGUCGAGCACGGCAUGAGAACUUGGUUUCCUUGAAAGCCUUCUACCAGGGGAAGAGGGGAGAGAAGCUCCUCAUCUAUGACUACCUCCCGAAUAGAACCCUCCAUGAUCUCCUUCAUGAGUCUAGAGCUGGAAGGACUCUGCCGAACUGGGCUAGAAGGCACAAGAUAGCACUGGGAGUGGCGAGGGGGCUCGCCCACCUUCACACGGGGCAGGAGACGCCGAUCACCCAUGGAAAUAUCCGGUCCAAGAACGUGCUCGUCGAUGAGCUCUUCGUGCCGAGGCUCAGCGAUUACGGGCUCGACAAACUGAUGGUGCCGGCGGUAGCCGAUGAGAUGGUGUCUGCUGCAAAAUCUGAUGGCUACAAGGCGCCUGAGCUGCAGAAGAUGAAGAAGUGCAACUCGAGGACAGAUGUGUAUGCUUUCGGGAUACUGCUGCUGGAGAUCCUAAUGGGCAAGAAACCUGGGAACGGGAGGAAUGGCGAGGGCGUGGACUUGCCGUCCUUGGUCAAGGUGGCGGUGCUGGAGGAGACGACGAUGGAGGUGUUCGAUGUGGAGAUCUUGAAGGGGAUAAGGAGCCCGACAGAGGAUGGGUUGGUGCAGGCGUUGAAGUUGGCGAUGGGCUGCUGUGCUCCCGUAGCAUCCGUGAGGCCGGACAUGAACGAAGUCGUGAAGCAGCUGGAGGAGAACAGGCCAAGGAACAGGUCUGCUCUAUAUAGUCCUACAGAUACCAGGAGUGAGAUAGGGACACCCUUCUGAAUCCUUCCAAAAGUGCUUGCUUUCAUUAUCUUCAACUAUAUUAACUCUACUAGUCCUUUCAAAGGAAGGAGGUGGUGGUUCUCCAUCGGGGAAGGAGAUGGCAGGUAUCUUGAUCGUUUGAUGUUGAUGAUUCUAGUUUCGAAAUAUAGCAACUAUAUUUGCGCAUGCGGGAAGAAUUAAGGAAGUUUAACUUUAUCCUUUGAUGAUUUGUAUUGGUUGGAAGAUGUUCGGAGCUGCAUUGAGAACUUCAUUUACUUUGAUCAUUUAAUUUGGAACUUUGUUUUGGAGGAGUUAGCCUUUGAUAGCUAGGGACCAGUAGUGAAUUGUUAUCCAGAUAUCGAAACCAAAUUUAUGGCAUAAUAUGUACUGUUUGGGAACCAAUAUAUAUGGAAAGUGACGUUGGAAAGCUUUGUCUA
Phoenix dactylifera (date palm) is the source of this 2526-nucleotide messenger RNA. RefSeq names its product transmembrane kinase-like 1 (gene TMKL1). The record is from RefSeq and is a predicted model, not a curated record. Lineage: Eukaryota; Viridiplantae; Streptophyta; Magnoliopsida; Arecales; Arecaceae. Gene Ontology annotation, biological process: protein phosphorylation. Gene Ontology annotation, molecular function: ATP binding; protein binding; protein kinase activity.